Monascus purpureus is the source of this 773-nucleotide messenger RNA. NCBI's taxonomy places the organism in Eukaryota, Fungi, Ascomycota, Eurotiomycetes, Eurotiales, Aspergillaceae. The record is from the annotation of a GenBank genome assembly.
CAGCACGGUAUAAGUAGGGGCGGAAAGAGCGUAGAAAGCGGAAGAAGGGAUGCAGUGUAAAUGAAUAUUUAUUUAGUGAAUGGUGAAGACAAGGACCAAAGACAUGAUGGGAUUGAAAACAACCUCCCUAGGGAAGAAGAGGGGCCAAUUGACCCGGCCAAAAGAUAUGCGAGAGGCGCCAGAUGCAGACAAAGAGCGGUUGGUUCUCUCCGGGGCGGGCUGACUCCGGGGCCUGCGGAUCGGCGAAUAUGAUGCCGUCCCGGUGCGGCGCAGGGAAACCUGUGAAAGUGAAUCGCAGGACAGGCAGCUUCACCCAGCCGCGCAGCCAAAAUGAUUCAACUAAAGACAAUGCUUAAUUGCAUCGACAACUCCGGUGCCGCAGUUGUCGAAUGCGUUAAUGUCUUGAAGAAAAAAAGGCCCGCAACAGUCGGUGAUCGCAUCGUCGUUGUCGUCCAGAAACAACGGAAUUUCGGCCCCGACAGCUCGAGCAACAGUGGUAUCGCAAACAAGGUCCGUCGAGGAGACAUCCGACACGCCGUCGUCGUCCGCGCAAAGAAGGAGAUCCAAAGACCAGAUGGAAGCUUAAUUAAAUUCGACGAUAAUGCUUGCGUACUGGUGAACAAGUCUGGAGAUCCAAUCGGAACAAGAAUGAACGGAGUCGUGGGGUCGGAGUUACGAGGGAAAAAAUGGUCUAAGAUCUUGUCGUUGGCGCCUAUGCAUGUGUAAAUUAUAUCCAGUUUUUAAAGCGAAUACAUUUAUCUUCAAUAUCGGGC